Hordeum vulgare subsp. vulgare (domesticated barley) is the source of this 1264-nucleotide messenger RNA. RefSeq names its product ervatamin-C-like. Gene Ontology annotation, cellular component: lysosome. The transcript is spliced from 2 exons. The record is from RefSeq and is a predicted model, not a curated record. Gene Ontology annotation, molecular function: cysteine-type endopeptidase activity. Bases 76 to 1143 code for a protein of 355 amino acids. NCBI's taxonomy places the organism in Eukaryota, Viridiplantae, Streptophyta, Magnoliopsida, Poales, Poaceae.
ACGUGCUUAGCUCGCUCUGCUCGUGAACCAUCAGGCCCUAAGGAAAAGCAAGCAAACCAGCCGGCUAGCUAGCUAAUGGCGCCGGUUCACAGGUCGAGCCGCCUCGACAGCACACUGCUUGUGCUGGUGCUUGCACUCGCCUGUGUCGUCAGCGCCGCCGCGGCGCGAGGGGAGGCGCUGGCCGCCCGGCACCGGCACGAGCGGUGGAUGGCCAAGUACGGGCGCGUGUACGCGGACGCCGCCGAGAAACUGCGCCGGCAGGAGGUGUUCGCGGCCAACGCGCGCCACAUCGACGCCGUCAACCGGGCGGGCAACCGGACGUACACGCUCGGGCUCAAUCACUUCUCCGACCUCACCAACGAGGAGUUCGCCGAGAAGCACCUCGGAUACCGUCACCAGCCCGGCCCAGGCGGGCUCCGUCCCGAGGACAGCUCGCCGGCGGCCGCGGUGAACGUGACGGACGCCCAGUUGCAGUCCACGCCGGACAGCGUGGACUGGAGGGCCCGGGGCGCCGUCACCCCAGUCAAGCACCAAGGUCACUGCGGGAGUUGCUGGGCGUUCGCGGCGGUGGCGGCGACCGAGGGGCUGGUGCAGAUCGCCACCGGCAACCUCAUCUCCAUGUCAGAGCAGCAGGUGCUGGACUGCACGGGCGGCACCAGCUCCUGCAAGAGCGGCUACGUCAACGCCGCCCUGACCUACAUCACCGCCAGCGGUGGCCUGCAGACGGAGGCAGCCUACGCGUACAGCGCCGAGCAGGGCGCGUGCCGCAGCGGCGGCGCCAGCCCGAACUCGGCCGCCGCCGUCGGCGUCCACCGGUCUGCGAUGCUGAACGGGGACGAGGGCGCGUUGCAGGUGCUCGUGGCCGGCCAGCCGGUGGCCGUGGCCGUGGAGGCCGAGCCCGACUUCCACCACUACAAGAGUGGCGUGUACGUCGGCAGCCCGUCGUGCGGGCAGAAGCUGCACCACGCCGUGACGGUGGUGGGCUACGGGGCGGACGGCGGCGGGCAGGGGUACUGGGUGGUGAAGAACCAGUGGGGGGCUGGGUGGGGCGAGGGGGGCUACAUGCGCCUCACGCGCGGGAACGGCGGCAACAACUGCGGCAUGGCCACCCACGCAUACUACCCCACCAUGGACACCUCCUAGCUAGAAGCCAGCACUACUACGUAUACAUCAGUCCAUGCAUCAUCGAUCGUGUACGGUUUAUCAGCUAAGAAUAUUAUUUUUGAAUAAAACACUACUGAAGUGGUACCGCAUCAGUCCAUGC